Messenger RNA from Saprolegnia diclina VS20, 1400 nucleotides. RefSeq lists its product as hypothetical. Bases 27 to 1247 code for a protein of 406 amino acids. The transcript has 7 exons. The record is from RefSeq and is a predicted model, not a curated record. Lineage: Eukaryota; Oomycota; Saprolegniomycetes; Saprolegniales; Saprolegniaceae. Gene Ontology annotation, molecular function: protein binding.
GCUUGGAACAUCCAGCAGGUGGGAGCAUGGGCCGCAGCGCGCAGGUGGCAGACCCAUGGGAGGUCGUCGAGAUGUGCGUGCGAUACCUCGAGGGGCUCCACCUUCCGGACGUGCUGUACCAGCGCUGGGACAGCAUCGGAGACGUCCGCCAUGUCCAACGUGGCCUCGCCGCCCGGCGCGCCGGUGUUCUCGACAGCGUCUUGGACCCAUCGGUGGUCGUGAGCGUGCUCGAGACGCAGCUCCGCGAUCUCCACUCGCGCGAGUACUUGGUGUUCUCGCCCUUCCUCUACAACGAGCUCCUCGACCUCGGGCGCGCUGUCGGGCGCAGCGACCACGAGACAUUGGUGUGGGUGCGAGCGCUGUACGCGCGGACGACCGAGCCGUACCGAAGCCGCAUGCACAUGAUCCUCGGCUUCCUCGCGACGCAGUGCGACGUGACCGACAUGGACAAGACACUCUACAUCGUCGAGCGGUAUGCGCCCAUGCUCUUGCGCGACGGCAGCAGCGCCUACAUGUCGCUCCACCACAUCGAAGGGUUUCCCGCUGCGACCGAAUGCCUCCUGCUGUUUCUGACGUACUUGGACGUUCUGGACGGCGGACUCUCCUCCGCGGCGCUGGACCAGCACUUGGAUAUCCUACUGCACGAGACGGUGCACACAAGCCUCUUUGCCUCGCCGCCGCCUCGUGCUAGCAUGACAGUCGACAUGGCGGCGACUCGGAUUCAGGCGGCGGCGCGGGGGUGGCAGUGCCGCCGCUGGAUCGGGCUUCGGCUGCUGUACACGUCCAUGCCGCUCGCCCCAAUGAGCUCCUUUCGGCGAUACUACCUCGGUAUGACCAAGCGCGUUCUACACUGGAGCGUGUCGGAGCUUGUGGCCGAGAAGCGGCGCCUCAAGACGCGCCUCCGCGCCUUUGACGAAGCGUUUACGCGAGCGCACCACCGCGUGCCGAAGCCGAAGGAGAAGGACGCUGGCCUAUACGAGAUGUACCAUUUUCUGCGCAUCGUACUCGACUACCAGCGGCAGCAAGAUGACACCGACCCGACAUCGUUUCACGACUUUCUCCAGACUGCGACAACGAGCCAGCUCGCGCUCGCAAGGGACAAGUGCCAGCUGCAACUGCUCAUCUUCGAACGUCAUUUUUAUCUCUGCUGCGGCGGCAAGGUCGAAGACGAAGACGACUAUGGUCACAUCUUGCCGCGCUAUCUCCAGUACAAGACGUUGACGGGCAAACUCGCCGAGACGGCGUAGAGACACGCCGCUGAUUAAGGAAUUGACUGCUUGCUACUCGAUACCACGAAGAGACUAAAACAGCAAGUGCACACGUGUUGCGUCUGGAGGCUAGUCGACUAUAAUCUAGUACACGUACUAAAUUGUAGCCGAAAGAACAUCGAGCGUAGUCGA